This is a messenger RNA of Cladophialophora bantiana CBS 173.52, 3435 nucleotides long. RefSeq lists its product as uncharacterized. The record is from RefSeq and is a predicted model, not a curated record. Bases 1 to 3435 code for a protein of 1144 amino acids. The transcript has a single exon. NCBI's taxonomy places the organism in Eukaryota, Fungi, Ascomycota, Eurotiomycetes, Chaetothyriales, Herpotrichiellaceae. Gene Ontology annotation, biological process: nucleotide-excision repair; mismatch repair. Gene Ontology annotation, molecular function: single-stranded DNA binding; damaged DNA binding. Gene Ontology annotation, cellular component: nucleotide-excision repair factor 2 complex; nucleus; cytoplasm.
AUGCCACCAUUCUUACCGAGAAAGAGGCUCUCUUCAACGCCACCUGCCUCCUCCGGGCAGACUCCUACGAAGAAGGCAAAACUCGGAGAUGUCUUGGACGACGAGUCGAGGAAUAUCCCAGGUCGGCAGCGGACUCAGACGUUCUCCCUUGGAAGUGAUGACUCGGAGUCCUCCCUCAGCGAUGUGGACAGCGAGCAGUUCGAAGACGUCCCAUCUAACCUCGGGCGGCCGCCUGUUGUUGCUCAUGGGGCCGAGAAGGACGAGGACGAGGACGAAGACGAAGACAUAGAAUGGGAAGACGCCGCGGGCCACGAACAAGAGAAGGAGCUACCGGCUUACAAACCGCAGUCGGACGGUCCGAUUGAGAUAACCCUGCGCAAAGCGGACAAUGAAGCUGAUAACUGGAUUGCGCAGGCGGCAAACAAGAGGAAGGGGCCCUCGAAACGAGAGAAGCAGGUCAGAAUCUGCACUCAUCAGCUACACGUACAGUUCCUUCUCUGGCACAACUCAGUCCGGAAUAGCUGGAUCUCAGACAUGGAAGUUCAACAGAUCCUCGUCCAACAAUUGCCCUCUCCAAUUCAGAAAGAGGUCGAAAAGUGGAAGAGAGCUAGUGGAUUGACGCUUGCAGAGACAGAGACAGGAGGGGAAUCUGUGAAGAGUAAGGACAAGAGACGCGGCAAGCAAAAGGCUCCCGACCCACGCGAUGGAAGAGAUUGGGGUAGACCGAGCAAGCGCGUCGAGCAGGGGAUGCCCGAUAUGAGCAACGGUGACCCGCUCAUCUCACUGAUGAGGGUUCUGGCCGCUUACUGGAAGAAGAAAUUUACUAUCACUGCUCCGGGACUGAGGAAGCGUGGCUAUGGCACCAGAUUGGGGUUAAAACAGAUCAUUCAGUCGCAGCGCAACGAUGAGCACAAUCCGGAAGAGCACGGGGAGCGGGUUAGAAAUAUCGAAGAAUUUCGCGAGCUUGCGAGGAAAUCUGAAGGUUCAAGGGACGUGGGUGCUCAAUUGUUUACCGCGCUGUUGAGAGGUUUGGGCAUUGAGUCCAGGUUGGUUGCAAGCCUGCAGCCCAGUGGGUUCGGCUGGACGAAGGCAGAACAAGCGCAGCCCCGGAAACCCAGCGAAGCAGUCAAUUUAGAUACGUCCUCCGACGACUCAGGCUCGGAAGACGUCAAGUCAAUAUCAGAGAUCACCAAAACCCCAACACGACGGAAAGGCGGGCCAUGCAAGGCAUCUGGCAAUAGCUCCGAACUGGGGAGCGAAGAGGACUCGGUCGUGGACAUCACCCCAGCAGUGCCCAAGAAACGACCGCAGAAGUAUGACCGAGACAACCCUUUCCCCAUCUACUGGACCGAAGCAAUAUCGCCAGUAACGAACAAAGUCCUCCCAGUCUCCCCGCUCGUUCUUGCGUCUCCAGUGGCCACCACUCCAGAAAUUCUCGCAACUUUCGAACCACGCGGCAUCAAAGCCGAGAAGACAAAGACCGUGAUGGCCUAUGUCAUUGCAUACUCCUCGGAUGGCACAGCGAAGGACGUAACCGUGCGAUACCUGAGGAAAAGAAUUUGGCCAGGUAAGACAAAGGGGUUUCGUUUUCCUGUGGAGAAGAUUCCUGUCUACAAUAAAUACGGCAAAAUCAAGAGAUACGAGGACUACGACUGGUUCAAGCGCGUCAUGAGUGGCUACGUCCGGCCUGACCUAAUGAGAAGAGCUGUCGACGACGUGGAAGAUGCAACGGAUCUGGUUCCCCAACUUCCGGAGAAGAAGGACAGUGGUGGUCAAGAAGUCGAUACCUUGCAAUCUCUGAAGUCGUCCGCCGAUUUUGUGCUCGAACGGUUCCUCCGCCGCGAAGAAGCACUUCGCCCCAACGCUGAACCCGUCCGUACUUUCUUUUCGGGGAAAGGCGAGAACUUAAAGGAGGAACCGGUGUACCGCCGAUCCGACGUCGAACGUUGCUUGACAGCAGAGUCCUGGCAUAAAGAAGGUCGACGGCCUAAAGUAGGGGAGGCCCCAAUGAAAUUUGUCCCUGUGCGAGCGGUCACCUUGACUCGUAAGCGAGAAGCGGAAGAACACGAACGACAAACUGGAGAAAAACAGAUGCAGGGCCUGUAUAGCUGGGAUCAGACGGAGUACAUUAUCCCACCGCCAAUUCAGAACGGCGUGAUUCCAAAGAACGCGUAUGGAAACAUCGACUGUUUUGUUCCUUCGAUGGUGCCCAAAGGUGCCGCCCAUAUUCCCCUGAGAGGAACUGUACGGAUCUGCAAGAAACUACAGAUUGACUUCGCCGAGGCAGUCACUGGCUUUGAAUUCGGAAACAAGCGCGCUGUGCCCAUUUGCAGUGGUGUGGUCGUCGCCAAGGAGAAUGAGCGGGCUGUGGUAGAGGCAUGGCAUAAAUUCAACGAGGAGCAGAGAAAGAAAGAGGAAAAGAAAAUGGAAGCACUGGUAUUGGAGCUGUGGCGAAAGUUUGUUCUUGGGUUGAGGAUUAGGGAGAGAGUGAGGGACACAUAUGGGGAUCAGAAUGCUGUAGAUGAACCGACGUUAGGGAAGAGCAAAGAGCAGCCGAUCAUGUUGGAAAGUGACAACGAAGCGCCUGCGGUGCGGAACGGAAUCCCUGGAACUAAGACCGCUAAGGAUGAAUUUGGCGAAGGGGGCGGGUUUCUCCUUGAUUCAGAGGAAGAGCAUCAGGUUGAGAGCGAUCUCGAAGUGGUCCAUCAUCACGAUGAACCGACUCCCCUCGCCCAGAACGGCUCCAAUUUCAAAGGAAAAGAGCGCGUCACCGACUACCAGUAUCCGACACCGGCUUCUGUCUCGCCAUUGAAGCCAGCGCUUCGACGGCGGCGACCAGGAAAGUCGAAUCUCGAAGAAUUCGAAGAGAGCAAGCAUGAGACUUCGGACUCAUCUACCUUGACCAGCGAGAAUGACGGCGAUGUCGAGGGAGAAGAAGUAUCCGACCAAGGGUUUGAACUCGGACGUGGGGAAUACGGCGUCGACGAUGCUGUUGACGAGGGAGACAUGGCAGAAGAGGAUAGGAGUUCUAAUGAUUCUGACUCAGGCGCGUACGUGCCCACGAAUGCCAGAAGACGCAUUUCAUCAGCGCGCAAAUCUCGGAUUCAAGGGAGCUCAAAGACCGCCUCUCAGCCACCAUCACGGAGACGAACAAGAACAACCUCUGGCGCCGCAUCGAGGUUUACUGCUUCUGCUUCAGCUCUGGAGGCCGAACGCGAUUCGCACGACGCAGCUGAUGGGCAUGAUUACGACGACGAGAACGCUCUUCUAUCAACGCGGCGGUCGAGUUCAAAGCCCAAAUCCAAGACCGAGGGAAACUCCACACCGAAACGCUCAAAAGAUCAACAAGACACUCCCGUCGGGGCCCGACGACGGUUGAGAAGGGAUAGCACGGCUGUGAGGGUUAAGGUGACGAGUCCAUACUUCAAUGGCUAA